This is a messenger RNA of Exophiala bonariae, 1116 nucleotides long. RefSeq lists its product as uncharacterized. The transcript is spliced from 3 exons. Bases 1 to 1116 code for a protein of 371 amino acids. Lineage: Eukaryota; Fungi; Ascomycota; Eurotiomycetes; Chaetothyriales; Herpotrichiellaceae. The record is from RefSeq and is a predicted model, not a curated record.
AUGAUCGUGCCCACCAUACAACUAGCAUUUGACGUCUUCCACGUUCGCAACUCGCACAACCACGAAUUCAUGCAGUGGAUGACGAAGCCCGCGACGUCGGCUUACCAUGCCGGAGCAGCUGGACUACAGCUGCUCUUUGACAUGCAAGUCUCGCCAGGCUGUGGGCAAACCCGACAAUGUCUUUCUCACAAAGUAAAGGCAUUGGAGUAUCUGCGACAGACAGUAUCGACGUCACCGAGCAGCGUGUCUGACGACGAGCUGUUGGUCAUUCUGUCUCUAGCGUCGGUCGAGCGUACGGUUGAUAUGAGAGCACACCACUAUCAUCUCGAGGUUCUAGCCAAAAUUGUGGCUGCACAGGGCGGGCUAGAGCGGGUUGCCGACCAUCCUAAAUGCACAAUCUCACAAUUCGAUGCCUGGUGGAGCCUGUCUACAGGGUCGCGCUUCUUUUCCACUCCUCAGUAUCUCCCUCAGCCAGCGGCAAGCGCCGAGGUGAUGUCGACCAGGUACCGAGACGAGAUCAAGGACCUUCCCAGCGGGUUUCAAGCCGUCAUCCUCAACGGCGCAUUCUCGUCGAGCAUCAUCGAGAUUCUCAUUCGACUGACGUUCGUGUACCGCAAGGCAUGCCUCGAGCGGGACGCACGGGGUAACCUCGUGGGCCUGCCAUACACGGCUCGCCCGGUGUGGCGGACGUUCCAGGAAGCGUGCCCGGCGCUCGACGCACCAGGUCCAGACACGGAGAAACUCCUGGCCUUGGCUGUCGUGCUCUACUGCGGCAUCGGCUUCGACUCGGCACCUAUUUCCAGCAAUGGCGGGUUGGCAGCGAGAGCUGAGCUUUUCAAAUUGCUUAAACAGGAUACGCCGCCGUCAGCUUCUACACAGGAGGAGCAUCAUUUUCACUUCUGGAUCUGGGUCGUGACCAUUUGUGCUUGGCAAACUCCGUCAGGGAGUGGUCUUCUCCCGCCAGGAAUUGAACUUCUCCGAGUCCUGCGAGAAAGGUUCCCAAGUCUAACCGAGCCCAGGGCUGCGGAACAUGCCUUGGGGAUGUUUUUCUGGAAGAAACGGCUCACUGGCCUGUUGGCACAGGAGGAUUUCUGUGCCCCGCGCCAGUCAGCCUAG